GGGGGACGAUGGGACCCUGAGAGCGGCAGUGGCUGGGGCCUUCCCGACCUUGCUUGGUGACCAAGCUCUCCGCCCAGGCCUUUCCAUUUCCUCAGCAGAGGGCGCCGCGGGCAGGAACGUGCUGACUGACCUCCCAGAGCGGCCCUUCCGGCUUCCACCCCCUGUUCUGGGCGGUGGUGAGGGCCCGUGACGUCCCAGGAGGCGGGGCCAGCGCCUUUGCCGGUGCUGGAGCCGCCAUUGGAGCCGGCUUGGCUUGCGGGCUCCGCUGAGGAGCGGGAGGUUGGGCCGCAGUUAAAGUCGCGUCGGGUCCUGGUCCCUGGCCCUUCAGCGGCAUGGCGUGCGGGGCGACGUUGAAGCGGCCCAUGGAGUUCGAGGCGGCGCUGCUGAGCCCCGGCUCCCCGAAACGGCGGCGCUGCGCCCCUCUGCCCGGCCCCACUCCGGGCCUCAGGCCCCCGGACGCCGAGCCGCCGCCGCUGCUUCAGGCGCAGACCCCACCGCCGACUCUGCAGCAGCUCGCCCCGCCCGGCAGCGAGCGGCGCCUUCCAACCCCGGAGCAAAUUUUUCAGAACAUAAAACAAGAAUACAGUCGUUAUCAGAGGUGGAGACAUUUAGAAGUUGUUCUUAAUCAGAGUGAAGCUUGUACUUCGGAAAGUCAGCCUCACUCCUCAGCACUCACAGCACCUAGUUCGCCAGGUUCCUCCUGGAUGAAGAAGGACCAGCCCACCUUUACCCUCCGACAAGUUGGAAUAAUAUGUGAGCGUCUCUUAAAAGACUAUGAAGAUAAAAUUCGGGAGGAAUAUGAGCAAAUCCUCAAUACCAAACUAGCAGAACAAUAUGAAUCUUUUGUGAAAUUCACACAUGAUCAGAUUAUGCGACGAUAUGGGACAAGGCCAACAAGCUAUGUGUCCUGAAGCUUUCUUGCAUAUCUGGGUACCAGGUUUGACCUCAAGAGAUGGCUGCUGUACACUUUUUGCAACUGGUUUGAUAUCACAUUUCAGCUCCAACUUUGCAUCCUGAGAACACUUAAAUGUUUCUGCAGGUCCAUUUUAUACAACUUGAAAGACCUUAAAACUUUCCGGUUGCCACAAGCAUAUGUUUCUUUUCUGCUCAUCCAAUAAACAGCUGUGCCCUACUGUGAUAGAUUUUCCAAACAAAAAUACCUGGAGCAGCAGUUUAGCAAAAUAUGCCCUCAGUGGCACUCAACAAAUGGAGUUUCCCCAAGCACAGUUCUGUAAGAAGUGUGUGUGAGAGUGUGUGUAUGUGUGUUUAUGUGUAUUUUAAGUUAUUAUUUGUAUUGUGCAAAUUUUUUUGAUCUUGGGGAUUCUGGCUGUGAAUUUGAUGCACGACAAUUAUGGUUAAAAACAUUUCCUUGGUCUACAGAAGAUCAUUAAUGUUUUGUGACCAUAUAAGUUGUAACAGUGGAUUGUUUUCUGUGUAGGUGUUAUUGUUAAAUACAGGGACUGUUUCCAGGCACAGAAUAUGAAUCAUAAGUUAGGAUGGACAUUAGAUGUGAUUAUGACGACAUAGCAAAGGUCUGUGGUCCUAGGUCUACAAAUGCGUGGUGAGGAAUUAGAACAAACCCGAGACAGGCCAUUUGACACAUGACUCUGCCUAGCUGUGUUAGAACAUUACUUUGACUCCAAGCCUUAAAAUACCCACGUGGAGUCUGUGCUCACCUCAUUCAUACAAGGAGCUCCCUGGACACUGAACCUCUAAGAAGGAAGAGAGUCUCCUCUGGAGGAGGAGCAUCAGGCUUUGCUUGGGAGCAUGACAAAGGCGAGCAUGGGGCUGGGCCACGCCCCUGAGGCACUGCUACUUGGGAGGCGCCACUUCACCUUUGUAUCACUCAUUAGAAAUAGAAUUUGGAUCCUUUGGUCAGGUUCCCCCAAAUUCUUUUAAGAGAUGUCCAUGUUCAAUUGCUUGAGCUUUGUUUUGGCAACCCCCUGCCCGAAGUUGCUUACAGACUGUUCUUCACCUUAUUUCCAAGGCUGAGGAACAGAAAGUAACCUCUGUUUUGAGGAGGUGGAAGUUAAGUAUACAUUUAUUUUUUACUGUGACUUGUUCAGGACCACGUUUUACAAAAUGCCUUGUUUCCUUUAUUAUUGUUUCGGAAAGGAAAGUUCUAUUAAAAUUGUUUUAGUUUGAAUAUAGAAUAGUUUUUUUAAUUAAGGCUUAUUUUGAAAAAAAACUGUGUUUAAUUCAAAUGUAUGCCAGUACCUUCCAAAGUAAGGUAAUAUUCAGAGACAGUUGUCCUGAUCAGAUGGCUUAGAGAAGUUUCUGGAAUAUUCACAUUCGAAGAUUCCUUAUUAAUGAAUGUCUUUGACUUAAAUCUAACCAAAAACUGCAACAUUAUUCUUUGUACAUUUUCAUUAUAUAGUGUUAACAAGCUUAGUUGCAAACAAAUAAAAUACUUAAGCUAUUUGUU
Molecule: messenger RNA, 2425 nt
Organism: Orcinus orca (killer whale)
Lineage: Eukaryota; Metazoa; Chordata; Mammalia; Artiodactyla; Delphinidae
Gene: AKIRIN1
Product: akirin 1
Exons: 5
Coding region: 333-911 (192 amino acids)
Biological process (GO): positive regulation of lamellipodium assembly; positive regulation of myoblast differentiation; positive regulation of transcription by RNA polymerase II
Cellular component (GO): chromatin; nucleus
Molecular function (GO): transcription coregulator activity
Source: RefSeq, a predicted model, not a curated record